UGCCACUCUCACACACAUCCGCAGGGAAGCGAUUCGCGGCAAUCCAACAAAGCAGACGUCUCGGCGUGAAAUGUAGGAGCUUUUUGCCGGAAUUCUAACCGAAAAUGGCUUCAUUCAGCGUGAGGAUCGGAAAGCGCCUCAAUCCAUCCAAUUUGCGGCGUUUUUUGGCGCCGGGCUUGUCUGGAUCUCCGUCUUUCUCCACCUCCGCGGCGGUUGCUGCGGAGAUGCCUUCGCCGACGCAGGCGGAGGUGUUGAACGGUUCAAGAAUGCUCGGAUUGGUCAAGGAGUAUGAGGAUUAUCGGAGGAGCUUGUACGGCGGCCUAACGCAUAAGGCUUUGCUUGUUGACGCCGUCGGGACUCUGGUUGUUCCUUCCCAGCCUAUGGCUCAGAUCUAUCGACAAAUCGGUGAAAAGUAUGGAGUUCAGUACUCUGAAGGUGAAAUAUUGAACAGAUACAGAUGGGCUUACGGCCAGCCUUGGGGUAAAUCCCGCCUCAGAUACGUGAAUGAUGGGAGACCGUUUUGGCAGUUCAUAGUCAGCGCGUCGACUGGAUGCUCAGAUUCGCAGUAUUUCGAGGAGCUCUACAACUAUUAUACCACCGAAAAGGCUUGGCAUCUCUGCGAUCCCGACGCCGAAAAAGUGUUCAAAGCUCUGCGAAAAGCGGGAGUUAAAGUGGCGGUUGUUUCCAACUUCGACACUCGGUUGAGACCGUUGUUGAGAGCAUUGAAAUGCGACCACUGGUUCGACGCUGUCGCCGUUUCUGCCGAGGUCGAGGCUGAGAAGCCUAACCCGACAAUAUUCUUGAAAGCUUGUGAAUUGCUGGGAGUACAACCCGAGGAUGCCGUCCACGUCGGGGACGAUCGGAGGAACGACGUAUGGGGCGCACGAGACGCCGGGUGCGACGCCUGGCUUUGGGGAAGCGACGUCAAGUCGUUUAAGGAGGUUGCGGAAAGAAUCGGUGUUGAGGCAUGAUAAAAACUUGGGAAAAGGUUGUAUGGACGUUUCGUUGUCGUAGCUACUUUUGUAUAUAUAUUUUCGAGGCUUUUGUUUGUACUUGUGUAAUAGAGAGAGUCGACAUUGUAGAGUUAGAUGAAGAACGAGGACUAAAACUAGCCGUUGGAGCUCUUUGAGGUUGGUUUGUCGUUGACAGAUUUUAGUAUGUUGUUGUAAAGUUUUGUUGGUGGAUUAAUCGGAUUCAUUUUACUGUUAUACCUAAGUGGGCUUAGGUCAUAUGUUGUUUGGUGAUGAAAUUGUGUUGUUGAUAUUUAUGUAUUUUUACACUCACUACGUUCCA
This is a messenger RNA of Andrographis paniculata, 1293 nucleotides long. RefSeq lists its product as uncharacterized. The transcript is spliced from 6 exons. The record is from RefSeq and is a predicted model, not a curated record. NCBI's taxonomy places the organism in Eukaryota, Viridiplantae, Streptophyta, Magnoliopsida, Lamiales, Acanthaceae. The coding region runs from base 105 to 971 and encodes 288 amino acids.